This is a messenger RNA of Andrographis paniculata, 2836 nucleotides long. RefSeq lists its product as uncharacterized. Gene Ontology annotation, molecular function: transcription corepressor activity. The transcript has 3 exons. Lineage: Eukaryota; Viridiplantae; Streptophyta; Magnoliopsida; Lamiales; Acanthaceae. Gene Ontology annotation, cellular component: nucleus. The record is from RefSeq and is a predicted model, not a curated record. Bases 140 to 2488 code for a protein of 782 amino acids.
AAAAAAAUUCAGAAAUACGAAAGUCUCUCUUUUUAUUUCUCUAUCUCUUCGAUAGUUCGAUUCAAUUCUCCACAAAAAAAAAAAAAAAAAACAAAAGAGAAGGAAAAGAAAAGCUCUGCUCUUGUUGAGGAAAACCCAGAUGGAUUCGGUUCAUAUAAAUCGAAAUGCAGCUUCUUCUGAGAAUGUUCAUGUCAAGAAGUUACUUCCCCCGGGCAGUGGCAACUCCGGGGCAGAGAUUGAAGUGUCUGAAAUUAUGUCCAUUCCUUCGGAUGUGAUCGACGAAUUUGGAGAACCGGAAAUAUUGCCGCGAGUUGGAGAUGAAUACCAAGCUGAACUUCCUCCACUUUUUCAAGAGUUUUAUGACAUGCCGAAUAAAAAAAAACGAGCAGCUGAAAAUUUCGUGGUUGGAAUGCCCGUGUUCUUGACAUGGGUCGGAAAUGGAAAACCUGACGCCCCAGCAACUUGUGGCAGCUCAACCACUUCGGAUUCGACACAAAUCACGACCAAGAACGAGAUCUUUUGCAGCGAGAUUGAUCAUACGCGUGAUUCAACGAGUCAGAAUUUCAGCGGCGGUCCGGGGCUUCGUCUUGUCCCGGGAUUCGAUGAAAAAGAUUGGACUGCAAUUGAGAAGGACAGCUUCCUACUCGGGUUGUACAUAUUUGAGAAGAAUUUUGUAGAGGUCAGGCGAUUCGUCGGGACAAAAGAGAUGGGCUCUCUGCUGUCGUUCUACUAUGGGAAGUUUUACGGAUCGCAGGAAUAUCAGAGAUGGACGCAGUGCCGAAAGAUGAAGAACAGGAGAUGCAUUUUCGGCCAGAGAAUAUUCACGGGACUGAGGCAGCAGGAACUGCUGUCUCGGAUAGUUCCAAAAGUGUCGGAAGAAUGCCGAAAUGCUGUACUGGAGGUCUCCAAGACGUUUGUGGAAGAAAAAACGUCGCUAUCCGACUACGUCUCUUCCUUGAAGGCCAUGGUUGGGAUGGCAACUCUCAUCGAAGCUAUCGGAAUCGGGACGGGAAAGCACGAUUUGACGGGAAUGGCAUUGGAAUCUUCAAAAUCCAAUCAUGCGAUCGCCGCACGCCCCGAGAUCCCGACUGGGAAGGAUUGCUCGUCUCUUACAACUACGGACAUUGUCAAGUUCUUGAGUGGUAAUUAUCGGCUCAGCAAAGCUAGGUCGAACGACUUGUUCUAUGAAGCGGUUUGGCCGCGUUUGCUGGAGCGGGGUUGGCGCUCGGAGAAGCCUCGAUCGAAGCAGUGUCUGGUUUUCUUAAUCCCGGGAGUCAAGAAGUUCUCGAGAAGUAAGCUCGAGAAAGGCGUACAUUAUUACGAUUCCGUGACCGAUAUCUUGAGCAGAGUGGCGAAGGAGCCCGAGCUGAUUGAGCUCGAAGCCGAAGGAGUUGACGUAAAUAAGAAAUCUGACGACGACGACAAUGAAAACGAUGACGGCAACGGUCAUCUCCCUAAGAAGCAAAGGCCUCUUUAUUUGCAACCGAAGACGCCUAACCGCAACGUCGCCGUCUUGAAAUUCACCGUGGUCGAUACGAGUCUAUCCGACGGAAAAGUAAGGGAAUUGAGAACUCUCCCGUCCGAGUAUUCCGACGUAUUCAUUUCUCGGGCUUGCGUUGAAUUUAGCGACGACGAGACUUCUGAAGAGACCAGCGACGUAUCAAACAUUGUCCCGGAGAACCUCCGAGCAAAAACAGCUAAAUCUGUCGAGAAAACGCUUCCUUCCAAGAAAAGCAACGACUCGAAGAAGAAGAAGAAGAAGGCUUCAAAAGGGAACAAUCAGUCGAAAAUGACCGCCGCGAAAUCGCAGACGAGCCGGAACAGGAAGCAAGGCAAUGCAGACGUUCCCGUCGUCAAACCGCAGAGGCAAGUUCUGGUGCAUUGCAAUCAGAAAGAAACGAGUACGGCGCUGGAGAACGGGAUGCCUCCGAGCUGUUGCACAAGCGUUCACGAUGCUAUGGGUAAUUCGUCUUUUCAAGCGGGGUCGUAUCGCGAUAAGUUGUCGUCGACGAGCUCGUCGAGAGGCAGCCCGGACGAGAGCAUCGAGAAUCCUCAAAAUCAGACAAUGAUCGAUCUCAACUUGCCUCAAGUUCCCCCUGACGCGGCAAAUCACGACCAAAAUUCCGCGCGUAAGUCCCCCGUUACUGAGGUUAGAUCGGAGCCACCGCCGCCGCUGCCGCAGAAUGUGAAUCCUCUUAGACAUAGCACGAGGAACCGUCCCCCGACGUCGAGAGCGCUCGAGGCGCUGGCAGACGGGUAUUUAACCGUAAACCGAAAGCGUAAAGGGAAGGAUAUUAACUCACAUCCUUCUCAACGUGCUCGUCUUGCGGUGAAGUCGAACGAGUCGACUAACAGUUCCAUGGAAUCUCGAAUCGAGGAAGCUGACAAUGGCGCGUCGAAUAGCAGCAACUGCAAUGCUCUUGUCGGGUCUGAAGUUGCGGCGUCGCAGACAAACGACGAGUCCGUUUCAGCGCAAUGUGGGCACUAAAAUUAAUCCGCAGAGAACCUUCGAUCGAUGAUUCGUCGUGGCGAACGAAACGGGUAAAGGCUAAGACUAUCUUUCUGAUUUGAUAUGAUACUGCAUAGUGUAUGAAAGUGUAGCUUUUUAGAUGAACUUUCUGCUGUGUUUUCGAAGGGGUAUAAUAAGGGAUGGUGAUAGACCGGAUUAUUCUACUCGAGCUGAAAUUUCGCGCUCGGUUUUAUAGACUUUGAGAACUUGAUUUGAGUUUGCGAACGAUUUGUCGAAUUUUUAAGUAGUUUUUUUUAAAAAAAUAUUUGUCGUUGACGAUUUAUAGUCUUUCGGUUUAAUCUUAAUUUUUAUCAUCGUCAUCAAUGU